Molecule: messenger RNA, 804 nt
Organism: Closterium sp. Naga37s-1
Lineage: Eukaryota; Viridiplantae; Streptophyta; Zygnematophyceae; Desmidiales; Closteriaceae
Source: the annotation of a GenBank genome assembly
AUGGUCAAUCUCGCGGAGGCGCAGAAGGUGUUUAACCUCGUGCAAGGCCUGAGCAAGCAGCAGCAGUUCGUGAAGUAUAUUAGUAACGCGGGACUUCUCUCCGUGCUGCUCGAGUCGAUCACGAAGGGGAACGGCGCCGGCGCGACGUUCCUCGUGCCGUCCCCCGACGCGCUGCAGUCGCUGCCGCCCGCGUCGCCGUAUUUCAAUAACCCGUCGCUCGCGCGAACAACGCUGCGGUACCACAUGAUUUUGGGGAAACAGAUGGACUACACGGCGCUCGUCGAGCGACCCGCGGACACCGGCUUCCCCACGCUCGCCAAGGAGUCAAUGUUCAAGUCGGAUGAGAGCGCAUUCUUCACGGUCGUCUUCCGCUCAGGCAGCGGCCGCUCUAAAUCCACUCUACUCGCGCCCAACCUCGCCAAGACGGAGUUUUUCCAGGUGGACCUUGUUGACUCGCUCCUCGUGCCCGACGCCAUCCUCCACUCCAUGCCUGGUGUCGGUGCUGGUGCGGGCGGGAGCAGCAGUGGUGGCGACUCUACCGGUGCUGGCAGUCUCUCUCGUCCUCCUCCUCCUCCUCCCACUGUCUCGUCACCUCCUCCCGUCAACCCCUCACCUCCUCCCCCUAGCCCUUCCCCACCCCCGCCUGAAUCUUCCCCUCCUCCUCCUGUCUCUUCGCCUCCCACCCCUGACUCCUCCUCUCCAUCUGCUCCUAUUGAAUCCACUCAAGCCACAACCCCGCCCUCUCCCUCCCCUCCCCCUCCAACCAACGAGUCAACCUCAUCCGCAACACCAUCACCGCCCUGA